Hydractinia symbiolongicarpus is the source of this 3215-nucleotide messenger RNA. RefSeq names its product calponin homology domain-containing protein DDB_G0272472-like. Gene Ontology annotation, biological process: retrotransposition. The coding region runs from base 2026 to 2898 and encodes 290 amino acids. The record is from RefSeq and is a predicted model, not a curated record. The transcript has a single exon. Lineage: Eukaryota; Metazoa; Cnidaria; Hydrozoa; Anthoathecata; Hydractiniidae. Gene Ontology annotation, molecular function: single-stranded RNA binding. Gene Ontology annotation, cellular component: ribonucleoprotein complex.
UGGCCCGUUUAGUCGAAUGUAUACAAAGAAAGUACCCUGUGAGUAAACUCAUUUCCAGAACGAUUUUUUAAAUUAUUUUUUCAUCACUAAAACGCAUAAGACUUGUAGUUUUCAAAAUUGUUUUCAUUUUUGAUGAGACGCAGAAUAAAAGAAGUUUAAUCGCCGGCAAACGAAAACCUGCGAUUUCCCGAAAAUCCCGGACUCGGCCCGUAUAGUCAAAAGCAUACAAAGAAACUACCCAGGGAGUAAACUUAUUUCCCGAACGAUUUUUUCAAUUAUUUUUUCACCACUACAACGCAUGAGACUUGUAGUUUUCAGAUAUGUUUUUAUUUUUGAUGAGACGCUUACUGAAAGAGGUUUAAUCGCCGGCAAACGAAAACCCGCGAUUUCCCGUAAAUCCCGGGCUUGGCCCGUAUAGUCGAAUGUAUACAAAGAAAGUACCCUGUGAGUAAACUCACUUCCAGAACGAUUUUUUAAAUUAUUUUUUCACCACUAAAACGCAUGAGACUUGUAGUUUUUAAAAAUGUUUUCAUUUUUGAUGAGACGAUGAAUAAAAGAAGUUUAAUUACCGGCAAACCAAAACCUGCGAUUUCCCGUAAAUCCCGGACUCGGCUUGUAAAGUCAAAAGUAUACAAAUAAAGUACCCAGGGUGUAAACGCAUUUCCCGAACGAUUUUUUAAAUUAUUAUUUCACCACUAAAGCCCAUGAGACUUGUAGUUUUUAAAAAUGUUUUCAUUUUUGAUGAGACGCUUAAUAAAAGAGGUUUAAUCGCAGGCAAACGAAAACCCGCCAUUUCCCGUAAAUCCCGGGCUUGGCCCGUUUAGUCGAAUGUAUACAAAGAAAGUACCCUGUGAGUAAACUCAUUUCCAGAACGAUUUUUUAAAUUAUUUUUUCAUCACUAAAACGCAUAAGACUUGUAGUUUUCAAAAUUGUUUUCAUUUUUGAUGAGACGCAGAAUAAAAGAAGUUUAAUCGCCGGCAAACGAAAACCUGCGAUUUCCCGAAAAUCCCGGACUCGGCCUGUAUAGUCAAAAGCAUACAAAGAAACUACCCAGGGAGUAAACUUAUUUCCCGAACGAUUUUUUCAAUUAUUUUUUCACCACUACAACGCAUGAGACUUGUAGUUUUCAGAUAUGUUUUUAUUUUUGAUGAGACACUUACUGAAAGAGGUUUAAUCGCCGGCAAACGAAAACCCGCGAUUUCCCGUAAAUCCCGGGCUUGGCCCGUAUAGUCGAAUGUAGACAAAGAAAGUACCCUGUGAGUAAACUCACUUCCAGAAGGAUUUUUAAUUUAUUUUUUCACCACUAAAACGCAUAAGACUUGUAGUUUUCAAAAAUGUUUUCAUUUUUGAUGAGACGCUAAAUAAAAGAAGUUUAAUCGCCGGAAAACGAAAACCCGCGAUUUCCCGUAAAUCCCGGGCUUGGCCCGUAUAAUCAAAAGUAUACAAAGAAAGUACCCAGGUAGUAAACUCAUUUCCCGAACGAUUUUUUAAUUUAUUUUUUCACCACUAAAACGCAUAAGACUUGUAGUUUUUAAAAAUGUUUUCAUUUUUGAUGAGACGAUGAAUAAAAGAAGUUUAAUUGCCGGCAAACGAAAACCUGCGAUUUCCCGUAAAUCCCGGACUCGGCUUGUAAAGUCAAAAGUAUACAAAGAAAGUACCCAGGGUGUAAACGGAUUUCCCGAACGAUUUUUUAAAUUAUUAUUUCACCACUAAAGCCCAUGAGACUUAUAGUUUUUAAAAAUGUUUUCAUUUUUGAUGAGACGCUGAAUAAAAGAAGUUUAAUCGCCGGCAAACGAAAACCCGCGACUUCCCGUAAAUCCCGGACUCGGCCUGUAAAGUAACUGGCUUUGUUUUGACCGCUCGCACGUGCAUACCAAUCAAAACGCCUGAUUCUUUGAAAAACCAAAUUGAAAGAGACCGGACGUGUUUUAAUUUGCGCUACAGAAAUAAUUUAAAAAUAUCGAUCGUGUGAAAUAUAAAUCAAUCGUAGAAAUAAAAAUAAAUAGAUAAUAGCUAAAUAAAAAUAUGGAGAAAGAAGACAACUUAACGAUUUCAGUUAAGCUAGUCAGAGAUAGAUUCAAAGAAAUGUUUCUACAGCAACAAAAAGAUAUUUUGAAGAUUAUUAGUAGUAACAGGGCAAUUCUAAACGACAGACUUGAUAAAAUGAAAAAUGAACUAGAAGAAAUAAAAGAAACAUGCACUUGCUUAAAAGAUGAAAAUAAAGAACUUAAAUCCAAAGUUACAACAAACGAAGAAAGGAUUAAAAAAUUGGAGGAUGUGAAAAAAGAUCUGGAGGAGAGUGUUACCGUAACACAAGACAUACAGGAAAAGAAAAUUAAAGAAUUGGAAAAAAGGGUAAAACACAGUAACCACAAAGAAGAGAAAGAUAGAAAGAAGUUAAGAGAACUGGAAGAGGAAGAUAGAGAGAAAUUUAGACAGCUUGAAGAUAGACAGAGACGGAACAACUUAAGGAUCAGUGGGUUGCAGGAGAAUGAUGGUGAGAGCUGGGAUGACACGGAAAAGAAAGUUUUGGAUCUAUUUGGGAAUAAGCUUGGAGUUAAAAAUGUUGUCAUUGAGCGCGCGCAUAGGAUUGGAAAAAAGAACGAGGAGAAGGCAGAACAAAACACUUAUGACCAAGAAGAUGUACAGAAACCACCAGCACGAACUAUUGUUUUGAAGCUUCUAAAUUAUAAAGCUAAGAUCGAACUUUUAAAGAAUACUAAUAAACUUGCAGGGACAGGAAUUUACAUAAACGAAGACUUCUCGUAUGAAACAAGAAUGAUUAGGAAGAAACUGUUUGGUGAGAUGAAAACACACAGGGCGGAAGGGAGGUAUGCUGUAGUGUUAUAUGAUAAAUUGAUAGUUCGAGAAUUUAGGGAUAGGAUUGCUAAUGCCUAGUUUCGUUGCACAUAGCCUAAGGCUACAAAUAAUUUUUAGUAAUUAAAUUUUAAUUCUAAAAUGGCUGAACAAACGAACUACGAAAACUUGGAAUUCGACCCAUUCCAGGCUAACGAAACUGUACUUUUAAACGAUUUAACUGAUCCAGACAUAAAUUUUUAUAAUAAUGAGAUAACUAGAAACGCAAAAUAUUAUAAUCCAGAUACAAACAAUCUUUCUACAGAAAUAGAUAUAAAAUCUUUUUCAAUACUUCGUCUUAAUAUUAGAAGCAUACAAAAGAAUUUUGAAAAUUUUAAACAUCUUUUACAUAACCUGAA